UGCUCUUCACAGACACUGCAGCAUAUUUUCAGCUGAGAGACUCAAACACAGGCUUUGUGUUGUUUUCCUCUCUGGUUUUAAAUCUGUUAAACGCAGAGUUUAAACUAAAUUUUCUUUUUAGAAGAAGCUUCCUGCUGCUUUGUGGGACCUCCAGCUGUUGCACUCUGCAUUGACCUGACCCUGACACGUGUGACUGUGCAGUGAUUCAUUGUCUGAACUGGUUUGGCCAUUGGGUGUGAAAAUCUGCCGGAGAAGAUGUUUGCUGCUGAAGCCAAAGCAUUUGUCCAGACGCUGGGAGGAACAGACCUCAUCUCUAAUGAUAACUUAAACUGUAAAAUGGAUCUACUGACUCUGGUCAAAGUCACUGAGGGAAUUUUUUGGCCAGUACAGAAGUACAAAGUGAUACACUGCAGCCUGCCCGAGCUCACCGAGGAAGAAAACUUCUCUCCAGAUUACACCGAGGAAGUCUUGGUAGAGGACUUUAGGAUCACUACAGAGAAGAGUGGGAGUGGAGGUAUAGGUGGAGAAUGCAGUAAUGUGGGUGAAGCUUAUAUUAAUGCCAGCACUAGUUCUGUGGAUGGACUGGUUCAGCCCGUCAGCAUGAUGACAAAGAAGGCCAAUGUUAAAACUGUGGUGAGCAGAUUCAAGGGCAGGAAAAUACACAAGGAUACCUUGGACCUGCUGGGACUGAAAGAGAAGGAUAAACUGAUGUUUGUCUCUCAAAUAGUUUACAACUCCAGUGCUGUCAAAAUUAUUAGAAAGUCUACGACUGAUGGCUCCAUUUUCACUUCUUAUGUAAAGAUGCUGAGUGUCUUUGCAAAGGGGAGCAGUAAGGCGGAGACAAGCUUCACUGUGCCAGCAAAAUCCAUCUUUGCUUAUAGCCUGGUGGAGAUAAAGAUAGAGAAUGAGAAACUGAAGAUCUCAUGUGAGCCGUGGACUCGUAGUUUACUCGAUUGGCUCCUUUGUGAUGACGUAAGCAAUCCAACUGUGAAAAAAGUAAAAGAAGAACUAGAGAUGAAGGAAGCUCUACUGCAGCCGCUGGCAGAUCUUCCUGAGUCGACCCGUUGUGAUCUGCUGCAAACACUCAGCAAGCUCGUAGAGGAUGGAGACAAUCUCUCUCUGCUGGAUAAAACACUGGAUCAUUGCAGUAAUGGAGUGUUUGAGUGUGAGUCUGAGGCUGUCUCUUCCUUCAUGGACCUUCUCAAUGUCUCAAACAUCUCCACAAGUGAGCAGAAUGCUGUUCAUAUGUUGGUCAGCGCUCUGCACACUCUGCCAGAUGAAGUGCCGCCACUUCUGACCUGCUGCAGUCCAGACACUCUGAGAGUGGAUGGUCUGAAGGACGGUCAGGCCACACUGCCAGAGUCCCUGCCCGUCCCCCUGCAGGAGGGAGGGGAGCUCCGCUGGGCGGCCGAGUUCAUCUGUUUGAACGAUCAGAAGCUGAAAGAGUUGAGUGAUGGCUGGGACCGGCCCGAGCUGCCCCCAGAGGUUCUGCUGGAGGUUCUGUGCCUCGCUGUGCAGGGACUCAGCCUGAUGCAGCCCACAGCAAACCCUUAA
Molecule: messenger RNA, 1554 nt
Organism: Pundamilia nyererei
Lineage: Eukaryota; Metazoa; Chordata; Actinopteri; Cichliformes; Cichlidae
Exons: 11
Coding region: 256-1554 (432 amino acids)
Biological process (GO): programmed cell death
Cellular component (GO): cytoplasm
Source: RefSeq, a predicted model, not a curated record